Gambusia affinis (western mosquitofish) is the source of this 1240-nucleotide messenger RNA. It is a transcript of the gene irx7, whose product is annotated as iroquois homeobox 7. Bases 34 to 1005 code for a protein of 323 amino acids. Gene Ontology annotation, biological process: neuron differentiation; cell development; regulation of transcription by RNA polymerase II. The transcript is spliced from 2 exons. Gene Ontology annotation, cellular component: nucleus. Lineage: Eukaryota; Metazoa; Chordata; Actinopteri; Cyprinodontiformes; Poeciliidae. Gene Ontology annotation, molecular function: DNA-binding transcription factor activity, RNA polymerase II-specific; RNA polymerase II cis-regulatory region sequence-specific DNA binding. The record is from RefSeq and is a predicted model, not a curated record.
ACUUUUCAAGGAACAGUUGGGGAACCAGGAAAGAUGCCCGCGUCGCCAGCUGGAUUUGGAAACUUCUUCUUAGAGAGGAACCUCGUAAUGCCAGCUGGAUAUCAGAUCCCGGUCCUGGGGUGUCCAUCGGGUGUACAGCAGCAGCAACAACAACAACAACAGGCUCAGCAUCUGGCAGCUAUGGCAGCUGGAGUUCCCAUGACAUACUCAGGACUGCAGGGAUACAACUUUGUCCCUUAUCCACACCACAGGCACAUCGCGCACAUGAGCGGUGGCUUUGACUUGAAGGCCGCCUCUUCAUAUCAUCAUGCCCUCCUGGCCCGCGGAGGGGUCCUCUACCCUCCUUACCGUCCAGGUGCUGCGGAGGAUCUUGGCAGGGUUGCCAAGGUGGCGACACGUGAGAGCACUGGCGCGCUGAAGGCCUGGCUGAAUGAGCACCUGAAGAACCCGUACCCAACCAAGGGCGAGAAAAUCAUGCUAGCCAUCAUCACUAAGAUGAGUCUGACGCAGGUCUCCACCUGGUUCGCCAACGCCAGGCGGCGCCUGAAGAAGGAGAACAGGGUCAGCUGGGCAUCCAAAAGCAAAUCGGAUGAGGAGGAUGAGGAGCAGGAGGGGGAGAGUGACGAGGAGGAAGGUCCCCUGCAAAAGUGCAACUUGGAGAAGCAAGAUGAUGAGGCAAAGCAUCAUAAUGGGCAGGAAGUCACAGAUGAGCCUGAGCCGGAGCGCUCUGCAGCUGCAGAGGAGCGUUUGGAGGUGCAGGAAGCUGGAUCCGAGAAGAAAGCUGGAAGCGACGAUUCUGACCACACAUCAUCCACUUCAGAAAGCAAAGAGAACAUUGUCAGUCAGAAACCCAAAAUUUGGUCUUUGGCAGAAACCGCCACCUCAGAGGUCUCAAAGAAACCUGUGGAUGGUUUUUACCACCCUGCUGGGAAGCUGUGGGCAAACUGGGCUUCACGGACCGGACUCUUUGUUCCAGCUUACUACACCACUCAUGAAAUAGUUUGAGCUGAUCAGAAGACAGUUAAAAAAAAACAACAUUUUGCACUUUGAACCUUCAAACCUCACAGAAUUCCUGAAGUUUGUUAUGGUAUAAAAAUUUGUUGGGAGACCAAAGACUAAGGAUGUUCUGUCAUGUAAAUAAAUGUAGAUGUAUUUUUCCACCUGGAUGAUGUAAAUUAUAUUUCCUUAGUCUAACCAUAAAUAAGUAUUUUGUUAAAAUAAACUUUGGCUUAUUCUAAAA